Messenger RNA from Salvelinus fontinalis (brook trout), 2457 nucleotides. RefSeq lists its product as uncharacterized. The coding region runs from base 1 to 2457 and encodes 818 amino acids. Lineage: Eukaryota; Metazoa; Chordata; Actinopteri; Salmoniformes; Salmonidae. The transcript has 3 exons. The record is from RefSeq and is a predicted model, not a curated record.
AUGCCAUCCCAUGAGGCCGUACGGUGGUACGAGGUGUUCAGGUCUAGGAAAUGGACCGGCAAAGGAUUCUGGCCAUCACCACCCAUUACCAGCCUCUCACCAGCCACUCACCAGCCACUCACCAGCCACUCACCAGCCUCUCACCACCCACCCACCACCCAUCACCACCCAUUACCAGCCAUCACCAGCCUCUCACCACCCAUCACCACCCAUUACCAGCCAUCACCAGCCUCUCACCACCCACCCACCACCCAUCACCACCCACUCACCACCCAUCACCACCCAUCACCACCCAUAACCACCCACUCACCAGCCAUCACCACCCAUCACCAGCCUCUCACCACCCAUCACCAGCCAUCACCACCCAUCAACCCCCAUCACCACCCACUCACCACACAUCACCACCCAUCACCACCCACUCACCAGCCAUCACCACUCAUCACCACCCACUCACCAGCCAUCACCACCCACUCACCACCCACUCACCAGCCACUCACCAGCCACUCACCAGCCACUCACCAGCCACUCACCACCCAUCACCAGCCUCUCACCACCCAUCACCACCGAUUUACCACCCACUCACCAGCCAUCACCAGCCUCUCACCACCCACUCACCACCCACUCACCAGCCACUCACCAGCCAUCACCAGCCUCUCACCACCCAUCACCACCCAUUUACCACCCACUCACCAGCCAUCACCAGCCUCUCACCACCCACUCACCAGCCAUCACCAGCCUCUCACCACCCACUCACCACCCACUCACCAGCCACUCACCACCCACUCACCACCCAUCACCAGCCUCUCACCACCCAUCACCACCCAUUUACCACCCACUCACCAGCCAUCACCAGCCUCUCACCACCCAUCACCACCUAUUCACCAGCCAUCACCACCCACUCACCACCCACUCACCAGCCACUCACCACCCACUCACCACCCAUCACCAGCCUCUCACCACCCAUCACCACCCAUUUACCACCCACCCACCAGCCAUCACCACCCACUCACCAGCCAUCACCAGUCAUCACCACCCAUCACCACCUAUUCACCAGCCAUCACCACCCACCCACCAGCCAUCACCACCCACUCACCAGCCAUCACCAGUCAUCACCAGCCAUCACCAGUCAUCACCACCCACUCACCAGCCAUCACCACCCAUUUACCCCCCAUUUACCACGCACUCACCACCUACUCACCAGCCAUCACCAGCCUCUCACCACCCAUCACCAGCCUCUCACCACCCAUCACCACCCACUCAAACUGGGGAACAUACCACCCACUCAUCACCCAUUCGUCACCCACUCACCACCCAUUCGUCACCCACUCACCACCCAUUCGUCACCCACUCACCACCCAUUCGUCACCCACUCACCACCCAUUCGUCACCCACUCACCACCCAUUCGUCACCCAACCAUCACCCACUCGUCACCCAUUCGUCACCCACUCACCACCCAUUCGUCACCCACUCACCACCCAUUCGUCACCCAACCACCACCCACUCGUCACCCAUUCAUCACCCACUCACCACCCAUUCGUCACCCAAUCACCACCCACUCGUCACCCAUUCAUCACCCACUCACCACCCACUCACCACCCACUCAUCACCCAAACACCACCCAUUCAUCACCCACUCAUCACACACUCUUCACCCACUCAUCACCCACCCACUCCUCACCCACCCACUCCUCACCCACCCACUCAUCACCCACCCACUCAUCACCUACUCACCACCCACCUACCACCCACUCAUCACCCAUUCACCACCCAUCCAUCAGCCACUCACCACCCACUCAUCACCCACCCACUCAUCACCCACCCACUCAUCACCCAUCCACUCAUGACCCACUCAUCACCCACCCACUCAUCACCCACCCACUCAUCACCCACCCACUCAUCACCCACCCACUCAUCACCCAUUCACCACCCACCCACUCAUCACCCACUCAUCACCCACUCACCACCCACGCAUCACCCACUCGCCCCCCACUCAUCACCCACCCUUCACCCACUCAUCACCCACUCACCACCCACUCGCCCCCCACUCAUCACCCACUCAUCACCCACUCACCACCCACUCAUCACCCACUCACCCCCCAUUCAUCACCCAUCACCACCAACCCACUCAUCACCCAUUCACCACCCACUCGCCCCCCACUCAUCACCCACUCAUCACCCACUCAUCACCCACUCACCACCCACUCAUCACCCACUCGCCCCCACUCAUCACCCACUCACCACCCACUCAUCACCCACUCAUCACCCACUCAUCACCCACUCGCCCCCCACUCAUCACCCACUCAUCACCCACUCAUCACCCACUCACCAGCCACUCACCAGCCACUCACCAGCCACUCACCAGCCACUCACCACCCACUCAUCACCCACUCGCCCCCCACUCACCACCCACUCACCAGCCACGCACACUCUUGUCCUCCCUUCGCCUUUCCUCCCUGA